Messenger RNA from Colletotrichum paranaense, 1023 nucleotides. RefSeq lists its product as uncharacterized. The record is from RefSeq and is a predicted model, not a curated record. The transcript has 3 exons. NCBI's taxonomy places the organism in Eukaryota, Fungi, Ascomycota, Sordariomycetes, Glomerellales, Glomerellaceae. Bases 1 to 1023 code for a protein of 340 amino acids.
AUGGAAUACUCAUCACGUAGACUCGGCAAUACAGGCCUGAAGGUCUCCAAAAUCAUCCUCGGAUGCAUGACCUUUGGUUCCUCCAAAUGGGAGGGCUCACCAUGGGUCCUUGAUGAAGAAGAGGGACUCCAGAUCUUGAAGGCAGCAUAUGACAACGGCAUCAAUACUUGGGACACGGCAGACACAUAUUCAAACGGAAAGUCCGAGGUGAUCAUCGGCAAGGCUCUGAAGAAAUUCAACAUUCCGCGCCAAAAAGUCGUCAUUCUCUCCAAAAUCUUCAACCCCGUUCCAGACGAUGACUCCAGGCCCGCCAGCGUCAAUGAUGGUCCACUCGUGAAUCAGAUGGGUCUGAGCAGGAAACACGUCUUCCAUGCCGUCGACCAGUGUCUUGAACGUCUUGGCACGGAUUACAUCGAUGUUCUUCAGAUCCACCGCCUCGACCGCGAAACACCUCCCGAGGAAAUCAUGCGAGCCCUCCACGACGUCGUCCAGUCCGGAAAAGUCCGCUACAUUGGCGCCUCGUCCAUGUAUACAUGGGAGUUUGCCCGCCUGCAGUACAUCGCCCGGUCCAACGGCUGGACAGAGUUCAUCUCAAUGCAACCAUUCUACAACCUUCUCUACCGCGAAGAGGAGCGGGAAAUGCUGCCGUUCUGCCGAGCAAGCGGUGUCGGUGUGAUCCCAUGGUCACCGAUUGCUCGCGGACUGCUGGCGAAGCCCCUCGCCAAAGAGAAUGAUGAAGGAACCUCGCUGCGUAGUCAGACAGAUAAGAAGACGCAGGCGUGGUUUGCGGAUGCGAACCUGGAUAUCGUAAACCGGGUCGAGGAGAUUGCGAAGAAGAAGGGUGUCAGCAUGGCCCUUGUAUCAACUGCGUGGGUGCUACAGCAGGGAUGUUGGCCAAUCGUAGGCUUGAGUUCCGAGAAGAGGAUCAAAGAGACGAUAGGGGCGCUCAAGGUAAAGCUGACAGAGGAGGAACUGAAAUAUCUGGAGAGCGAGUACCGACCCAGGAGUAUUCAGGGUAUGUAG